GGGAGCGCAGACAGAAAGGGAGCCCAGCGCCGAGACCCGUUCUGUCGGUUUCGCAUCCCGACACGGACCCGGGGCUUUUCGGGAGAAGAACAGAACCGCCCUCAGCGCUCAUGCAGCGUUUCUGUUCUUUGACGGAUGUUUAAAUCAGUGCGCCGACUGUGGCGGAACAAACAGGAGGAAAAGAACAAAUUCCGGAACUUGACUUUGAACGGGUACGAACGGCAGUCCCCUCCAGAGGAGCAGGCGAACCUUGAGCAGACAUGAAGACGAUGGAGGAACCCCCGUAUCUGACCGUCGGGACAGAUGUGAGUGCCAAGUAUCGAGGGGCUUUCUGCGAGGCCAAGAUCAAGACCGCCAAGAGACUGGUCAAAGCCAAGGUGACCUUUAAGCUCGAUUCAUCGACAGCGGAGGUGCAUGACGAGCACAUCAGGGGGGUUUUAAAGGUAGGAGCUGUUGUGGAGGUGAAGAGCCAAGAUGGAAGCUACCAGGAAGCCACCAUCAACAAGUUAACGGAUGCCAGUUCGUAUACAGUUGUAUUCGAUGACGGUGAUGAAAAGACACUGAGGCGGUCUUCGCUGUGCCUGAAAGGAGCGCGCCACUUUGCGGAGAGCGAGACCCUUGAUCGGCUGCCGCUGACUAACCCUGAGCACUUUAGCACACCAGUCAUCGGGAAGAAGCGCAACCGCGGCAGGAGAUCCAACCCCGUUCAGGAGGAAGAGUCAUCUUCGUCCUCCAGUGAGGAAGAGGAGGCCGACCAGCGGCUCAGCGAUGAGUUGCUGGGUAAAGUGGUGUGUGUGGAAGGAGUCGCCACAGCGGAGAAAAGACGAACCACGUGGUACCCGGGUCUGGUUGUGUCGCCGGACUGCAUCGAGGAUGUCGCGAUGAAGAGGGACUCUGUUCUCGUCCGCUCCUUCAAGGAUGGGAAAUUCUGCGUGGUUCUGUGUAAGGAUGUCCGUGAGCUGAACAGUGAAUCGACACCCAAGGCAGACGCAGGACUGAGACCCGCCCUCGAGGCAGCGAUCCUCUUCCAGAGAGAGGGCGUACUGCCCAGCAUGUGGAAGAUGGAGGUGAAGGAUGAGAGCUCCAGCAGCGAGGAAGACGAGGGAGAAGAGGAGGAGCGGGAGGAAGAUAGCAGCAGCGACGAAGAGGAGGAGGAAGUGGAGCCUUUUCCAGAAGAGAGAGAGAACUUCCUGCAGCAGCUGUACAAGUUCAUGGAGGACAGAGGUACUCCCAUCAACAAAAGACCUGUGCUGGGCUACAGGAACCUGAACCUCUUCAAACUGUACCGGCUGGUGCACAAACUCGGCGGGUUUGACAGCAUCGACAGCGGCGCAGUCUGGAAACAGGUCUACCAGGAUUUGGGGAUCCCUGUGCUCAACUCUGCAGCUGGUUACAAUGCCAAGUGUGCCUACAGAAAAUACCUGUAUGGCUUUGAGGAGUACGGCACUUCCACUGGAAUCACUUUCCAGAUGGAGCUGCCCUCCAAGCUGGAGAAGAAGGCAGAUCCAGAAGCCAACAGCCAGGUGCCGCGACCUCUAAACCCAAGCAAAGAGUGUAUGGCUGAUCCAAGGGCCACGGACGAGGAGCAGAUGCUGAGUACGGAGAAGGAGGCCAGCGACUCUCAGCCUGCCGUAUCCAAGGAGGCCGCAGCCACUCAGAGUGUCCUGGGGGUGGAGGACAGACCCGCUGCUGCAAAUAUAAAGACUGAGGAGGUUGCUGAGAAGGAUGGAAGCAGCGAAGCUGUGGAGAGGACAGCAGUUCCCCAGGCAGAAAACAUUGGAUUGGAGCAGGAACAGGAGAAAUCAGAGGAUGAGGAGGGGGAAUGGGAGGAGUUUGUGUAUUACCCCCCGGGGAUGAAGGUGCAGGUGAGGUAUGGGCGAGGCCGCAGUCUGAAGAUGUACGAAGCCACUGUGAAAGAGUCAGACCUGGAAGGGGACGAAAUGUUCUACCUGGUGCACUACUGUGGCUGGAACAUCAGAUACGACGAGUGGAUAAAAGCAGACCAGAUUGUGCGGCCAGUCAAAAAGAACGUGCGCUCAAUAAGGCUCCGUAGGAGAAUUAAGAAAAAAAGCAAACGGGAGAGAGACCGACUAGAGAGACUGGACACGAUGGGAGCGUCUUCCCCUAAACCCAGCAUCACCGAAGGGUCUGCCAAGGCGAAUGCAGCCCUUGACAGUCUUUCUAAUCUGCGCGACAGUAGUGAGAAAGGGACCAAUCAGUCUGUUGCCAAGUCCGUUGAAAUGAACUCUGACCUCAACGGUCUACAUGUCACUGAGAGCUCAACAGAGGAGAGUGAGCCGGAGGAGGAGAGAGACCAUGGCAAUGAUGGGCUCAAGCACGACCAAGGCGUUCUCAGGAAAGGUGGACCCCCAGAGGACUGGGAGGGCGGUCCACCUCAGCAGGGUGGUGCGGAAGCAGUGCUGUGUGACUCAGUCCAGAACACUGGUGGCCAGGACAACUUUGACACUGGCAGGUGUAAGGAGGGCGAAGGGGUCACCCACAAACGGAGAAGCGAGGGCUCUGUAGAGCGUCCAGCCAGGGUGCAGGGCCAGAGCAGAACAAGAUGCAGGACUGCCGAGUGGUUGCCUGGCAGCUCCCCGAAAAGGCCGGAAGAGAGAAACGCGCCCACCAUGGAGGAGGAGGACCUGAUGUCCAGCAGCAGCAGUUCAGAGGAUGAAGGGGAGAACCUCAUGAAAGCUCCCGCGGACGAAGGAAAUCGGGGGCGCUCCAAAGCCAGGGGCCCACCGUCAAAGAAAUACAACGGGCUGAAAGAAAAGGUGAAGCACACGCGAGCGGCCGGGAUCUGGGAGGUACCGGAGAAACGGACCAAGCUGGCACCAAGCGCAGACGAGAGGGUGGCUGGCAGCCGGCCGAAGGGCCAGAAGGACGUCUGGUCCAGCAUCCAAGGCCAGUGGCCUAAAAAGACGCUGAAGGAGCUGUUCUCCGAUUCGGACACUGAGGCGGCCAACUCACCCCCUCAAGCCCUCCCUCCGCCAGAAGAGCCCCGAGUUGAGGAGGAGAGGCCGGACCCUGAGGCGACUCGGGCGUCCCCGAGCAGCGGUACCAACUCUGUCCUCAACACUCCUCCGACCACACCCGAGUGCCCCUCCCCAGGCGAAGCUGCUGAUGGGUGCUGCAAUACCAUGGAGGCUCCUGAACAGACCCAGGCAGAGAGCCCUGCCCAACCCCUGCUGCCACCGCUGCAGCCCCCUCAGGAGGAGAAUGUGGGAGGGCGCAGUGAGACAGACAGCAGCACAGUGGAGAUUGAGAGUUUAGGGGGGGAGGCACAGGAGUUGCCCCAGGAGGGCACUGGGUCGCCUUCUACUGCUUUUGAUGGCAGCUUGUCCUGCAACAGCAGUAGCAGCAGCCUGGAGCUCAGCUGCAGUAGUCAGCUGGAGGGACAGCGUGAGGUCAAAGGGUCAGCAGCUGGCCAGAAGCGGCAGAGGGAAUUGCCAUCCAGUGGGUCGGUGAAGAGGCACAAGCGCAGCCACAAGAGCUCCUCCGAGCAUCACAAGAAGAGCCGCAAACCAGGGCACAGCAGUGACAGUGAGGACCAGUCCACCACUGAAAACGCUGCAAAAUCUUCCGCUCACAAGACUGCGGGAAGGAUGCACAAGCACGGGGAUGCCAGUCACCCCCAUCAGCAGCAGCACAGGGAGCACCACGGCCGCUCACCACGGAUCUACAAGUGGAGCUUUCAGAUGUCCGACCUGGAAAAGAUGAGCAGUCUGGAGAGGAUCGCUUUCUUGCAGGAGAAGAUCCAAGAGAUUCGCAACCACUACCUCUCUCUGAAAUCAGAGGUGGCCUCUAUCGACCGCAGACGGAAGCGCCUGAAGAAGAAGGAGCGUGAAAGUGCGGCAGCUGCCUCCUCUGCCUCUUCCUCCCCGUCCUCCAGCUCCCUAACCGCGGCCGUCAUACUGGCUUUGGCCGAAUCUCCUGUUGCAGGACCCACGCAAAACUCUGGUAUGUCAGUGGAGUGCAGGUGACACAGCGUGUCGGAGGCCACGGCACGUUCUGCACUUGUUCUGCGGUGGGCACUGUUCUCUGCAAAGUCAGCAGCCUGGCAUCCCAGAGACGGAACUCGACAAAGCACUAUGUUUUUUCUUCUUGCGUUGACAACGGUUUCCUUGGCAAGCUAACUGCACUUAAGUGCACUUUCGAAGGGGUAGAAAUAGAAGAAACAAGUACAGUGGACUUGCUCUCUGUUGGCAACGGUUUUAAAGUUGAUUUCUGCAAGCAAUAAUUAUUUCAAACUGAUUGUGUUUAGGUGGUUGGGCAGGGAGGUCAGGAGAUGAACUUCAGUGGUCUUCAAAAGGUCCUUUCCUGUGUUGUAGGUGUCUAGUUUCCCCCAGAGUUUACACACCAAGCGUUAAGUGUUAAGUCAUCCCAGUUGUUUCCUGGUUUCCACAGCCUCCCCAUUACUCCUCUGAGCAGUGAAAGGAACAGUAUACCUAACCUUAUCCCCCUCCCACUUGCUGUGAAGUCCAGCACUCACGGUGCCGGAGGGUUCGAGUGCAGAGCUGUAAACGUGCCCCAUACAGAAUGGACACUUGUGUCCAGUGUUGUCACAUUCUCAUGUUAAUUUUGUUCCUCUGUUAUUUUAAAAAUGUGCGCGAGUCCCACCGCGGGGCAAGCUCACUCGCUGCCGUCCGUCAGCCGAAAGCGAUGCUGUAGUGCCUUGUAAUCCUCCUCCUCCUUGGGCACUUGGAUAGAUAACUUGGCGAGCCUGCCUGGACCCUCCCUGACAGCUUUGAGUCCUGCGCUCGCUAAAGGCUCCCUGGAAGUUCGCUUCCCGUUUACAUACACUCUACUUGUGUUCCAACAGUUAAGAGUUGUUAAAAUAAAAAAGGGCUGUUUGUAAGCAUUCCACAGGAAAUGUGUCAGGAAUAUGUCUGAAAGGUAACUUUUGUACCUUUUAAAAACAAUUGUCUGGACUGGAUAAAAUUGCACUUUAAACUUUUUGGCAGCCAUAAUGAAAUUUUUUUUUUUUUCCUUUU
Scleropages formosus (Asian bonytongue) is the source of this 4997-nucleotide messenger RNA. Its product is annotated as AT-rich interactive domain-containing protein 4B-like. Gene Ontology annotation, biological process: regulation of transcription by RNA polymerase II. NCBI's taxonomy places the organism in Eukaryota, Metazoa, Chordata, Actinopteri, Osteoglossiformes, Osteoglossidae. The coding region runs from base 261 to 3986 and encodes 1241 amino acids. The transcript is spliced from 24 exons. The record is from RefSeq and is a predicted model, not a curated record. Gene Ontology annotation, molecular function: transcription cis-regulatory region binding. Gene Ontology annotation, cellular component: nucleus.